Pistacia vera is the source of this 2428-nucleotide messenger RNA. Its product is annotated as subtilisin-like protease SBT5.6. Lineage: Eukaryota; Viridiplantae; Streptophyta; Magnoliopsida; Sapindales; Anacardiaceae. The record is from RefSeq and is a predicted model, not a curated record. Gene Ontology annotation, molecular function: serine-type endopeptidase activity. Gene Ontology annotation, biological process: proteolysis.
CGCAAGUAUAAAUACUCAUCAUCAGAACUACAAGAUAUAUAAUUACCAACCAUGAACAAUAUCAAUAUCUUUCUAUUCGGUCUUUUUCUUCUUCCUCUAUUAGCCUCUUGUGAAGAAAAAAACGUCUACAUAGUUCAGUUUCGUGGACAAAAUGGAAAAAAAGCAUUGCAUGAGAUAGAAGACACCCACCAUUCAUAUUUGCUCUCUGUGAAAAACAAUGAGGAAGAAGCUAAGGCUUCUCGUCUUUACAGUUACCAAUACAGCAUCAAUGGCUUCGCCGCAGUGCUCACUCCUGAUGAAGCCUCCAAACUUUCAGAAUUGGAAGAAGUUGUAUCAGUGUAUAAAAGCGAACCAGGAUUGUACACAUUACAGACAACAAGAUCAUGGGAAUUUGUAGGCUUAAACGAGGGGGGAGAAGGAUUAAAAGAGGGAGAAGAAGGAGGAAGAGGAAGACAUAACUACAAGAUGGGAGAAGGCCUCUUAUCAAAAGCCAAAUACGGACAAGAAGUAAUAGUUGGCGUCUUGGAUAGUGGUAUAUGGCCAGAAUCAGAGAGCUUUAAUGACGAAGGAAUGGGACCUGUUCCAAAAUCAUGGAAGGGAAUCUGCCAAACUGGGGUUGCUUUUGACUCUUCUCACUGCAACGGCAAGAUCAUUGGAGCUAGGUACUACUUGAAAGGUUAUGAGCAUGCAUUGGAGGGGCGCCUUAAUGACACAUUGGACUACCGUUCGCCACGUGACAUGAACGGCCAUGGCACCCACACGGCGUCCACCGUGGCUGGCCUCCGUGUCGCUAACGUUUCUGUUUUUGGGCUUGCACGUGGCACUGCCACCGGGGGUGCCCCGUUGGCCCGCCUAGCCAUAUACAAAGCCUGUUGGGCUGUCCCUCAGGAAGGGAAGGUCGUUGGCAGCACAUGUUUUACAGAAGAUAUGUUGGCGGGCAUAGACGAUGCCAUUAGGGAUGGAGUUGAUGUGAUGAGUAUCUCAAUUGGGUCCUCAAGACCUGACGCUUUUGCUCAAGAUGCUAUAGCUAAUGGUGCAUUACAUGCGGCCAAAAAGAACAUUGUGGUCGCUUGUGCAGCUGGAAAUUCAGGUCACCCGGCUAAAUUGUCCAACUUUUAUCCGUGGAUGAUCACAGUUGGUGCUAGCUCCUUGGACCGUGAUAUCUUGGGGCCUCUCGUGUUAGGAAAUGGCUUGAAAAUCAUGGGAGCAACAACUCCUUACGGGCUCGAGAAGAAACAUCCAUUAGUAUAUGCACCAGAUGUGGUUGUUCCUGGAGUUGCCAAGAAUGAAUCAGCGCAAUGCCUCCCGGGUUCUCUUGAUCCUAAAAAGGUAAAAGGAAAAGUGGUUUUGUGCAUGAGAGGGCUUGGAAUGAGAGUUGGAAAGGGGAGAGAAGUGAAGAGGGCUGGAGGUGCAGGUUAUAUAUUAGGAAACACUGCAGCUUCUGGAGAUGAACUGCCCUUUGAUCUUAAUGUCCUUCCAGGAACUGGAGUGUCCUCCAAUGAUGCCAAUAAAAUUAUUCAAUACAUCAAAGCUACCAAGAAUCCAACAGCGAUUAUCAAUCGUGGAAAAACAGUGUUCAUCUCUAAGCCUGCCCCAUCCAUGGCUUCUUUCACUAGUAGGGGUCCUAAUCCAAUUGAUCCUAAUCUUCUCAAGCCUGACAUCACCGCUCCAGGAUUGAAUGUAUUGGCAGCAUGGAGCGAGGGAGAGUCAAUUACAAAAUUAUCUAACGAUAAGCGAUUUGUUAAGUAUAAUUUUGAUUCAGGAACUUCUAUGGCUACCCCUCAUGUGGCUGCUGUUGCUGCACUUCUCAAAGCUGUGCAUCCUAAAUGGAGCAGUGCUGCUAUAAGAUCUGCCAUCAUGACCACUGCCGGAUUGAGGAACAACAAGGGCAAGCCAAUAACAGAUCAACUGGGCAAAAUCGCAACUCCUUUUAUGUUCGGAUCAGGCCAUUUUCGUCCUACAAAAGCAGUAGACCCUGGUCUUGUAUACGAUGCUUCACACGAAGACUACCUUCUUUACCUUUGCAGCAUUGGAACAGAUAAACCAGAACCAAAAUUCAAGUGUCCAGAAAAUCCACCCUCACCAGUCAACCUCAAUUAUCCAUCACUUGCUAUUCCUAAACUCAAUGGCACUGUGAUUGUUAAAAGGACGGUCACUAAUGUUGGUGGUGAUGGCAAGAGUGUCUACUUCUUUAGUUCAAAACCACCGAUGGGAAUCUCUGUUAAGGCCACUCCGAGUGUGCUGUUCUUCAACCAUGUCGGCCAGAAAAAGAGCUUUACUAUUAAAGUGAAAGCAAGAGGUGGAAUGGCGAGAAAGUAUCUCAAAAAUGAGUAUGGCUUUGGGUGGUACUCGUGGAAUGAUGGACUCCACAAUGUUAGAAGUCUCAUGGCUAUAGCUUUAGCAUAAAGUAGCUUUUUUUUUUUUUUUU